GUUCGGUAUUUUAUUCUGUCUCGAGCGGAAGUGACGUCGAUACUUUCAGUUUCCUCCAGACUGCAGUAAAAUCCAGCCAAGACGUGAACAAGUCAACACAUAAAAUGGAUUUCCUUGUGUCGGCCACGGUGGAUCUGACUGUUUUCCACGAUGAGGCCAAAGUGCGAGAGCUCUUCAGGUCACAUGACUUUGUGACGACAGAUGUGAGUAGAGGUCAGUUGUCUGUCAAGGGAUCAUUUUUGAAGCUCAAAGCUGUGAAGGCCCAUUUGGAGCAGCUUGAUUCUCAAAUCCAGACCGAGAUGCCUCCUCUGUGCUCAUCUUCUCGAGUCCAGUCGUUUACCCCUGGAGCGAUUUCCAAAUCCUACACCAACAAGAGCAGUCCAGGCUCAGGUGAUAACACAGGCAGGUUUUGGUCUGGAGACGACCCUCGGCACGUUUCUCCACCGUCAUCAAACACUUGCAGUGAUUCAACCUCUUCAGAGCAGAGAAAUUCCUUUUCUCCUGGAGCAGUUCAACAUACUUCAGUCAGACGUGGAAGUCAUGAGUCGUUUGUAGUUGAUAUAGACGUGUACCGUUACGCAGCGCAGAUCAAGAGCAAAGACUUUGACUCUAUUGUAGAGAACCAUAAAGUUCAGAUCAUAGUGCGUCAAUUUGCCGAUAACGCAAACAUCAGUCUACAGGGGAGGAACGCAAAGAUGGCUGCCACUGAACUCCAGAGGCUCCUGAAGGGUCUGAACAGUUCACUCCGCACACAGGAAAUUCUCCUGAAGGACAUGAAUCGUGAAGGCAAAGUGCUUCUGCAGAGGAUUCAGAAAAACAACAACAUUCAGGACACUGUGCUCGUGUGUGAGAUGAGCGACAGACUUCGCCUCAUCGGGCCGUCGAGCGAGAGUUACGAGGUGAAGCAGGAGCUGCUGGGGAGACCGGUCCAGCAGUCGCAGCGUGCGGGGAGAACGCUCGAGAAGAAAUCCAGGUGGAGGAGCCGCUCUCUGCCACCAAUCAACCGACAGAACAAUGAAAGAGAGGGCUGGGCCUUUUCUCAGCCAUCACCUGUAGGUGCUGUAGGAUACUCGCCAUCACAGGAAGUUGUCAAGGUCGGGCAGGAAGCAGGAGCUCGUCCUGGUGUAGCUUUGAGGAGAGUCCACUCUGAGACGCGUGGAAGGAAAACAGAAGAAAAGACCAACGUUAUUGUUCAAGAGAAGGAAAACAAACUUAAAAUUCCAAAUUACAAGCCGUUACUAGAUUUAAAGAACAAUAUAAAACAAAAGUUUAAAGGUUUGAGAAAAUGAAAAGGUUCUGGAAU
Messenger RNA from Solea senegalensis (Senegalese sole), 1303 nucleotides. RefSeq lists its product as uncharacterized. The transcript has 2 exons. Bases 105 to 1289 code for a protein of 394 amino acids. Lineage: Eukaryota; Metazoa; Chordata; Actinopteri; Pleuronectiformes; Soleidae. The record is from RefSeq and is a predicted model, not a curated record.